Cyclopterus lumpus (lumpfish) is the source of this 502-nucleotide messenger RNA. It is a transcript of the gene tafa5l, whose product is annotated as TAFA chemokine like family member 5, like. Bases 1 to 399 code for a protein of 132 amino acids. The record is from RefSeq and is a predicted model, not a curated record. The transcript has 5 exons. Lineage: Eukaryota; Metazoa; Chordata; Actinopteri; Perciformes; Cyclopteridae.
AUGCAGUCUGGAGUGAAGACGCUCUCCGCAGGUGGAGGUGCGUCACUCUGCUGCCUGCUGCUUCUCUGGCUCAUCUAUUCCCAUCUGCUUAGAGAGGGCCAGCUGGCGGUGGGAACCUGCGAGAUAGUGAUGCUCAACAGAGACAGCAGCGUCCCCAGACGGACCAUCGCAAGGCAGACGGCCCGCUGCGCCUGCCGGAGAGGCCAGAUCGCCGGCACGACCAGGGCGAGGCCGGCAUGUGUCGACGCUCGAAUCGUGCGGAGUCGUCAGUGGUGCGAGAUGGCUCCCUGCCUGGAGGGGGAGGUCUGCAGCUACCUGUUCAACCGAUCCGGCUGGACCUGCACCAGGGGCAGCGGUCGCAUCAAGACCGUCACGCCUUUGCCCAAGGAACCGUCGUAGGAUGCAGAGAAAAGAAGUUCAUUGACAUCCAUGCUACAAAAGGAGCUGAGACCACCAGAACAUUGUGUCCAUUCACCAACGAGAUUUUCCAAACUUAACACCA